CACAGAGAGUCUUCCAAACAUUAACCAGGUGCUUUUUCCUCUCACAUUUCCCUCUCGUUUUUCUUCCUCCAAGCAACGCAGCAAAGGCUCCUUUUGGCGUCCCGGGGAAACAAACUAACUUUACCGGAGCGAUGCGGGACCCGAACACCAGCAUCUCUUCGGAUCUACUCCCUUAAAAUCCCACCCAUGGCCACCGCCUGGCCACCGCAACGUAUAGCUCUUUAAAAGAGGAGGAAAUCGCCGACAUCACGGGACGGAGGUUUGAUCCAACGACGCGCCGAAGACGAGACGCUCGUCUGUGAUCCAGAUGGCGGGACACGAGUGGGAUGACUGGUUUGAACGGGAGGAACUGAUCGGUCAGAUCAGCGACAUGCGAGUGCAGAAUCUGCAAGUUGAGAGGGAGGUGGUGCAGAAGAGAACGUUCACCAGAUGGAUGAAUCUACAUCUAGAGAAGUGCAACCCCCCUUUGGAGGUACGUGAUCUGUUUCGUGAUAUCCAAGACGGAAAGCUUCUGAUGGCUCUACUUGAAGAGCUCUCGGGAUGCAAACUGCUGCAUGGGUUUAAGCCAUCCUCGCAUCGUAUUUUCAGGCUCAAUAACAUCGCCAAGGUGUUGACAUUUCUGGAAGAAAGAAACGUGAAGUUAGUGAGCAUCGAUGCAGCCGAUGUUGCAGAUGGAAAUCCGUCCAUAGUGCUUGGGCUUAUAUGGAAUAUCAUUCUCUUUUUCCAGAUCAAGGAACUCACAGGGAACAUCAAGAGUCAGUUCCCGUCUUCCUCCAGCCUAUCCUCCAUCCCCACCAGCUCCGAUUCUGACACUUCCCACUCCAGCACUCCAUCGGAUGAGAGGAAGCCCGCAGUCGCUCCGAGGGGCCACGGGAGGGCCAUCAAGAAGCUUCUACAGUGGGUCCAGAGACGUACCAGAAAAUAUGGAGUUGCUGUACAGGACUUUGGAAAGAGCUGGGCAAGUGGUCUGGCUUUUCUCGCUGUGAUCAAAUCCAUCGACCCCAGUCUGGUGGAUAUGAGACGGGCUCUGCUCAGAACGCCCAGAGAGAACAUCGAGGAGGCUUUCAGAACAGCACAUUAUAGUCUGGGCAUCCCAAGACUUUUGGAAACUGAGGAUGUUUUGCUAAAUCGUCCGGAUGAACAAUCUAUAAUGACCUACGUGUCCCAGUUUUUGGAACACUUUCCUGGAAUUGAAGAGGAUGAGACAUCAGAUAUUCUGGAAAGAAGUAAAACUGACGCUCGUUCGAGCAAUUAUCCUGUACGGAACGGCGUACAGAGGAAACGUGAAUCUUACACAGUUAAGAAAGACUUGGUUCAACCGCCACCCAAGAUCUUCGUCUCCUCUGUGUCGGAAGAUCGAGAGCAGAUCAACUCUCCUGUCCUCUCAAAGGCCCCUGACGAAAAACCGUGGUCAAAUGAAUCCUCAUCUAUAAGUUCAAGCCCCAGUCCUGCAAAAGACAAGCCGCUUUAUGGCCCUCUGGACUUGAACAAAGAAACCCCACAAACUUCGAUCUCGGACUCUGCGGUGAACUCGCCAGACUCGUGGAGUGAGAAUACAACAAACAAUACAAUACAAGAGGAAACUCAACCAGUCAGAGACGACUCCAUAAAUGAGAGCAGUGUGACCGGCGAGAAGUUUUCUACCACCGAUGAAGGGACGUCAGAUCUUGGGUCACCAUUUUCGCCAGAGAGCACGCCGGAGAACCAUCUUUUCAUAGACGAGGGGAAUUAUUCCCUCAGCUCCGUAGAUAGUUUUCAUGGCAAAUCCACACAGUUGACGGAGGAGGAGGAUGCUUAUAAAUAUAUCCUUGAUCUUAAAGAAGAGGAACCUGCUGAUAGUUUGCAGAGGAACGAGACGGAUGCAGUAAGCUUAGAACGAACGCGAACCGAUUCUAUGGAAUACAAGGAAUCCGUCAAGCCAUCCGAAGAACCUUCUUAUAUUCAAAGUGACUCGGGAUACUUUCAGGAUCACAAGGAAACCAAACCAGCUCAACCUGAGGAUUCUGGCGAGAGUCCCCUUGAUUCCAAAAUCGAUGUAAACAUGAGUGGAGACGAAAAUAAAACUGUGAAUGAAUCUUAUCAGGACAAUGUCGAUUCUUCCAAUACGGAAGCCACGGAGAGGAACCCUCUGGAAUUAACCGAUGAAAAACCUUUUGUUUUCGAGGAUGAAUCCGAAUGUCCUGUUCUCAAGUAUGAGCGGGUCUCCAUAUCAGGAAGUGAAGAGGACAUUAAACUGUGCACAGAUCUGGCUGAGGAACCAGGCACAAACAAUCUUCCAAAUGGCUUAAAUGGUCAUGAUGAAACUAAAGACGACAAUGUCGUCCACAACGGUCUAUCUGAAAGUGAGGCGAAGGACGUGGUUAUGGAAGACCUGCAGGAGCCUGUGGCGGUGUCGGAUCAGAUCCAAAAUGAAGAAGAAGAAUGUGAUGAAGAUCAGGUGUGUUGUAUGUGUGGAGGUCCGGUGGCCAAAAGCUCAACGGAGGACGGUUAUAAUUCAGACUCGAGACAUGAGUGGGAAGCAGGUGAAAGCUGUAAACACAUACUAAAUCAACAGAAAAAUAAGCUGAAUGGAACUUUAAGUGAUUUUGGGAGUGACUCGAGAGAGACUAAUAGUAUUAGCAACAAUCUCCUUAGUGAAGGUAGAAGAAAGUCGGAAAGUGGGUCAGACGGCGUGAGGGACCCAGAGGUUUCCCACAAUGCAAAUGGUGAGAGCCAAGCUCCGGUUUCAGAAAACAAGAAGCCUGGGGAAGCCAAGAAUAACAGACCGGUAUCAGUACUUCCCCGUGAUGAUGUGGACCAUGAUGUUCCUCUCCGGGAGGGGGACGGACGACAGUCGGUCGCAGGUCAGUCACCUGGCGGGAAAAGCGAGACUGAGCAGGUCAUGGGUGUCCGCGGGUACCCUGAAAGACGUCCGGCGGAGCUACGUUUGUCUCUCAGCAUGACUCCUCUUCAGCCCGCACCUCCUCAGCGUUCACUGACAGAGUCGGAUACAGACACCGAAGAUGCUUCAGAGGGCCACGGCGAGGGAUUGAAGACGAGAAAGCCAAAAGCUGGAUCCGCACAUAUCCAGGAGCAAAACCCCUUUGACAGGCACCCUGGAGAAUGGGGCGCGGUGGAACCCGAAUCGCCAGCUGAGCAUCGUGAGCUCAUUAAGACGGAUACAGACCUGACCAGUGCUGGUGCCAGAGAAAACACUGUGACCCCAAGGGAUGGAGCAGACGCAAGCCAACCUUUGACUACAAUACACUUAAGGAAAACUGUUGAAACCAGCGAAUCAAAGGGACAAAUUGCAAGGACCAUUGACAGUGCCAUCAUAAAUGAGAGCUUGGAGAGCAAGACAGCAGCGACUCCAGCAACCACAUCUGAUACAGCCUGGUCUGAUAUCUACAUCCUAUUGGUUGCUUGGCUCCUCAUAUACUGCAUCUUUGUCCUGCCUCAGAUGGACUCGCGGACACUUCCCAAACUCUUUUUUAACACAGACGAAUGAUCGUAACUUCCUCGCACCGACACCUCUGAUCGUGAUUCUCAUUUGAUCAGGUUCCUAACAGAAACCGGGAGCUCUGACCACAGGUUAGCUUUUUAAAAGACAGGACACAACAUCGAUUUAUUUUGUUGCCUUUUAUUUCAUUUUUUUAUACCUGCACAUGAAGACUAAUGGAAAGUGUUUUCUUUCUGCUCGAAUGUUAUUGGUCAUCGGUUAACUUUUACUGGGUAACCUUUGGAUCUGUGUCAACCGUGCCUGACUUGAGGUGCACAUGCUACGUAGAUUAUUUAUAAUGCUUCUGAAGAACAUGCCUUUUGGCUUUUAUGUUGUGUGGGCUCACAUUAUAUGAUGAAAAACAAUUGUUUGUAAAAACAAGUGAAGGUUCUUUGUAUGCUUUAAAGCUAUUAAGCUAUAAUUUUUUUGGAAUGUAUUUUAACAAGUGAACGCAUCGGUCACGCCCCUUUUAUUAAAUCACAUGCGUUAUCUAGUUUUUUCGGCACAAAUAUACGUUGAGAUGAUAUUCCACAAAGUGAAAUUUUUUUAUAAGAUGAGGCCAGGGUGUUUAUGGUACAUAUCGGUUGAAUAGAAAAACCUCUAUUGGGCUUUCUAAGUUACAUUAGAAAGCUUUUUAUGGCUUCAGACGCACUUUUGACAUUUUAAGAGAAGAACUGCCAAAGAUUCAGAGAAGGAAACUGAAAACUACCCCCAACACAGAAAAGAAAUGAUUUAAUUAGUCUAUUCCUUCAACAAUACACACUGAUCGUAUAUACAGUAUGUUAUGCAUUUUACGAAAUGCGAGAGCACACAUCUUGAACAUCUUUUGUUUAUUUACACAUUUAUAAAGACAAUAUAUUGACUGAAUUUAAUAUUUUUGGACACUGACAUUGUCAGUAAUGUUUUAGGUCUCUAGACUGACGUAAAUCCUAUAUGACAGAGUUUAAUCUAAGCCUGCGGGACCUCUUAUGUCUUAAAAACAUGUUUUCCCUUUUAUUUUCAUAAAAGAGUAUAAUCCUGAAAUCAACACAGUGGCUGCUAGUGGCAUGAUCUCGGCGAGUUACACUGAACUCAGAACAGAGACUGUUGUAACGCAUCCUAAACAUUCACAGCCUGCAACAUACAUCCAACACUGCACAUAAGCCAAACGUUAGACUGCAAGUCUGCAUGAGAAAGUACAUGGGAAAUAACUUGUGUCUUUAACAUUUUAAAAGUCACCAAGUGAAUUUCUGUCCUGCUUUUGUAAUGGAGAUUAUUCAUGUUAAAUGCACUGGAGUGCAAUAAAUGAUAUAUCCUUUU
Messenger RNA from Triplophysa dalaica, 4777 nucleotides. RefSeq names its product calmin a (gene clmna). The transcript has 13 exons. Lineage: Eukaryota; Metazoa; Chordata; Actinopteri; Cypriniformes; Nemacheilidae. The record is from RefSeq and is a predicted model, not a curated record. Gene Ontology annotation, biological process: nuclear migration. Bases 308 to 3487 code for a protein of 1059 amino acids. Gene Ontology annotation, cellular component: cytoplasm; nuclear outer membrane; meiotic nuclear membrane microtubule tethering complex. Gene Ontology annotation, molecular function: actin filament binding.